Molecule: messenger RNA, 1320 nt
Organism: Cutaneotrichosporon cavernicola
Lineage: Eukaryota; Fungi; Basidiomycota; Tremellomycetes; Trichosporonales; Trichosporonaceae
Exons: 2
Coding region: 1-1320 (439 amino acids)
Biological process (GO): regulation of DNA-templated transcription
Molecular function (GO): DNA-binding transcription factor activity
Source: RefSeq, a predicted model, not a curated record
AUGACAUCUGAACUGAAUACCACUGGUACCCGGUUGCCACGUCUUCCUCAAAACACCCCAUCCAAACUUUACAACCUCACCAACAUCACCAACACCACCAACAUCAACACCACAACCACCAACAUGUCUUGGACCGACUCGUUUGUCCCCCUUUCGUCGUUUGAAGACGAGUGGUCGCAGUUCAUGAAUCUCGACCACGGCUACAACAGUGGCGCUGUCGACAACUCCAGCGAAGACUCUCCAGCGUCUGCGGCAUUAGGCCUCACUCCAAAUGACCUGACGCCAACUGGCUCUCACUCUGAGACGCCCAACCCGAUCGAAUCUGAGCCCAGCAAGUCUCUUAUGGACUCUGUUUUCAACUCGGACGAGAUGCACGCUGUUGAUGCUGGCAUCUCGCAUGACGCGACCGACCUCUUCAACGCGAUUCUCGCCGGAAACCCGCUGCAGCCGGACAACAGCGUGUUUGGCUCGUCGUUCAACUCGACCAUCAGCGGCGUUGGUUUAGAUGUCAACGCACCGCCCGCGGUCGAUCUGAACGACAUCCUUCGCAGCUUUGAGGUGGUCACGGCCCCUACUGCGGCACCAGUGGCGCCGGCGACAUCCAACUCGGACACGGACGCCGUUGACGUCGCCAUGGCGCUCAAUGCCCUGGAUUGGGUACCCGCGCUCGCUGCUGGCUCAACUACGGCGUCGCCUGUCCCCGUCGCGAUGAAGCGCAAGCUCACCGAGACGGCUAUCGAGACUGAGGACCCUGCCACCAAGCGUUCUCGCUCUUCAACACCGGUCGUCAAGCGGCCCUACCGUCGCCAGUCCACCAAGAACACCCUGACGCUUUCGCAGCUGGCAGCGGCCGCAUCGUCGGGUUCGUCGCUCGUCAUUGAGCAGCUCGAGGAUGUCGAGCCAGCCAAGAACGAAACUGAGGUCGCGGCGACGAUUCGUCUCACCUCCACUGGCAAGCCCUCGACAGCCCGUCCCAAGGCGGUCGUCCCCGAAAAGUACAUGAAGAACGGGGAGGCGCAGACCAUCACGGGCAUGUCAACCGAGCAGAUCUUAGCAUACCCCAACUGGGAGGCUCUGAUGGAGGACGUCGACGACAAGCACCGCACCGGUGCGCUCGCGUUCGGCAAGAUGAUCACCGAGAACCGCGACAAGGCAAAGUGGGCGGCCAAGAAGUCGCGCGACGAGCGAAAGCAGAAGGUCGAGCAGCUUGAGGGCCAGGUCGAGCAGCUCGAGAAGAAGAAUGACGGCAUGCGCCAGGUCCUACUCGGCCUCGUCCGCAAGGGCUUGGUCGACAUCUCCGAGAUCCAGGAGUACAUCUAG